This is a messenger RNA of Aspergillus oryzae RIB40, 1008 nucleotides long. RefSeq names its product translation initiation factor eIF3 subunit i (gene tif34). NCBI's taxonomy places the organism in Eukaryota, Fungi, Ascomycota, Eurotiomycetes, Eurotiales, Aspergillaceae. Gene Ontology annotation, molecular function: translation initiation factor activity; RNA binding; protein binding. The record is from RefSeq and is a predicted model, not a curated record. The coding region runs from base 1 to 1008 and encodes 335 amino acids. Gene Ontology annotation, cellular component: cytoplasm; eukaryotic translation initiation factor 3 complex, eIF3m. Gene Ontology annotation, biological process: cytoplasmic translational initiation. The transcript has 4 exons.
AUGAGGCCUAUUUUGCUUUCGGGCCAUGAACGGUCCCUCAACCAGAUCAAAUUCAACCGUGAUGGCGACCUUUUGUUUUCGGUAGCGAAGGAUAAGAUUGUGUGCGCUUGGUGGUCGGCUAACGGCGAGCGACUCGGUACCUAUAACGGACACCAGGGUGCUAUCUGGACCGUCGAUGUGAGCCCCAACACCGUUCUCCUGGCCACCGGAUCGGCAGACAACACCGUGCGACUAUGGAACGUGAAGACUGGCGAGUGUAUUAAGGUGUGGGACUUCCCUACGGCUGUCAAGCGGGUCGAAUUCACUCCGGAUGGAAGCCGGCUGCUGGCCGUCACAGAGAAGCGUAUGGGCUUCUUGGGUACCAUCGCCGUGCUCGAUAUCAACUAUGAGGACUUGGAGGCUCAGGCCGAGGAACCCAGCUUGAGGAUCACCUGCACAGAGAGCAAGGCAACAGUUGCGGGCUGGAGUUAUUUGGCCAAGUACAUCAUUGCUGGCCACGAGGACGGUAGCGUCAGCCAGUACGAUUCGAAGACCGGUGAGCAGUUGGAGAACGUUCAGGCACACGAGUUCGACAACUUGAUCAGCGACAUUCAGUUCUCCGCAGACCGCACAUAUUUCAUCACCGCUUCCAAAGACAAGUCCGCCAAGCUCAUUUCCAGCCGUAACCUCGCCAUCCUUAAGACCUAUGUUGCCGACACUCCCCUCAACAGCGCUGCUAUUACGCCUAAGAAGGAAUACGUGAUCCUUGGUGGUGGUCAGGCUGCUAUGGAUGUCACGACUACUUCCGCUCGUCAGGGUAAAUUCGAGGCUCGUUUCUACCACAAGGUCUUCGAAGACGAGAUUGGCCGUGUCCGUGGCCACUUCGGUCCCCUCAACACUGUCGCUGUCCACCCUAACGGUACCGCCUACGCCUCUGGUGGUGAGGACGGUUACGUUCGUGUUCAUCACUUCGACAAGCCCUACUUUGAUUUCAUGUAUGAAGUGGAGAGGGAGCAGCUGCGCAAAUAA